UUUUGGCUGAAUUUCAUUUUGGCCUUUAUUCGCCAUGUCUUCCACUGCUACCGAUCGUGUCGCUCAACUUGUUGCUCAUUUGAAUAAGCAAGGUGCAUUGCUUACCGAUAAAGUGUGCAUUGUCACUGGGGCGAGUUCAUUGUUCGGAAUCGGUCGUGCCACGGCUUACACACUCGCCAAACGACUCCCCAAAGUGAUUUAUGUGACGGACCUGACUCUGGAUAACUUGGAUGAACUAGCUAAAGAUAUCACAUCAAAAUACCCCGGGGUUCAAUGCAUCGCCCGUGCCGUGGAUGCCGCCUCGACCUCGGCUGUUCAGGCCAUCGUGGAUGAGGCCAUGCAAAUUUUUGGUCGCUUGGAUGUGUUUGUAGCCAAUGCAGGUGUAGCUUCAGGAUCGCGCUUGCAGGAUGAGGAUGAGGAAUCAUUCAUGCGGAUGAUGCGCAUUAAUGCUCUGAGCGCGUUUUUGGCGCUUAAAAUCGCCGGAGCAGCUAUGCAAGUGACGGGAAAAGGUGGAAAGGACCGAUCGGCCGGAUCGAUCAUUGCUACUGCCUCUGUGGCUGGUAUCCGCUCAGGUGCUGGUUCACCUGAAUAUUCCGCUUCCAAGGCAGCUGUCAUCAAUUUAUGCCAAGUGGGUGCUUGCCAAUUCGCUGGUACAGACAUUCGCGUAAAUGCCAUUUGUCCGGGUUUGAUCGAGACUGGCAUGACGAAAAUGACCUUUGAUUAUGCACGCAACAAAGGCACCGCGCAUAAAAUUGGUCAAUUGAACCCUACCAAGCGUUAUGGUGUGGCUAUUGAGAUUGCCAAUGUAAUUGCCUUUUUGGCCAGUGAUGAAGCUUCGUAUUUGAAUGGUCAAGCCAUUGCUGUGGAUGGUGGGUUGUCGUCUAGUCUCCCGAUUGUCCCCGGUCGAUUUUUUUAAACAUUCAAAAAUGGGAAUUGUAUUUUCUUAUAAAUCUAUACUA
Molecule: messenger RNA, 959 nt
Organism: Radiomyces spectabilis
Lineage: Eukaryota; Fungi; Mucoromycota; Mucoromycetes; Mucorales; Radiomycetaceae
Exons: 7
Coding region: 35-916 (293 amino acids)
Molecular function (GO): oxidoreductase activity, acting on the CH-OH group of donors, NAD or NADP as acceptor
Source: RefSeq, a predicted model, not a curated record